Molecule: messenger RNA, 2958 nt
Organism: Oppiella nova
Lineage: Eukaryota; Metazoa; Arthropoda; Arachnida; Sarcoptiformes; Oppiidae
Source: the annotation of a GenBank genome assembly
AAAGCCUAUGAAGUGGAAGCGGAUAACAAUAACAAUAAGGAUACUAUUCUUGUGGAUUCAGGCAAUUAUAAUAAAUAUUUUAAUAAUGGCCUCAAUUCUGGUGAAAGUGAACAGAGAGUGGUGGAAGAGCACAGCCCUUAUGAGGAGAUGCCUUCUGUGGAGUCGUCGUUACCAACACACGAGUCGUUACCAUCUCAUGAAUCCUUGGCUGAACAUGAAACGGAUAUUUCACAGAAAACUUUAUUAUCGGAAACUGACAUAAAUAACAAGAAUCCAGUCACAGAUGGCUUUCAUAUGCCGGCAAUGGAUACACAGUACUCGUGGCGACCCAUCAUCACCACAACGGAUCAGUUGCACAAUAAUAAAGAGUUUUAUGCAAAACCUGUAAACCAUGACUUCAAUCAUAACACAAAUCAAGAUUAUAAUCAUAACAAUAAUGUUUACGCCAAUGAAAACUAUAGACAAAAGAUUGAGGAGUCUGUCAAUGAGAGCAUUGACGACAAGGCUAUGCCUACCAUUACCUCUGAGUCUUAUGGUCCGGGAGUUAAUCCUUAUUCUAUGCCUUUAGUAUCAGAAGGGGCUGACCAUAGCUCGAGUGCUAAUACCCAUAACGAAAAUAUACAACAUGUGCAGAAUAUUCCGCAAUACUAUCAUAAUCAGGAAUACUAUUAUCAGCCAGUUCCUAGCACAGCCGAGGUGCCUAUCCCCACAAAUCAACCAUAUUUUGAAUAUCAAGUCUACCCUUCGGUUAGUGAUAAUAGUAAUGCACCCCACGGUGGGAAUGGUCGGCAUAUUAUUGCGCUGAUGGACGACGAGACUAAGACAGAGCCUAAGGUGGAUCCAACCCGUGAUCCCAAUAUUAUGGUCACAAAAGGGACGGCAUUCCCUAAUCCUAACAAUGAGAUAUAUAUCCGCGAAAUCUCCAAAUUUAUGAAUAACAAGCAAAUGUUGCCCAACGAUGACAAAGCCUCUUACGUGAGGCCAAUAAAAAUCAAUACCAGAAUACCAAGACCAGCGCCAAAGAAGAUUAAAUCUAAGCCCAGAUUGCAAACGAAAAAGAGACCGAAAAGUUACGCUCCAUUUCCUCCCCGUCCACUAAUGCCUCCCGUUAUCGACGGCUUAUAUUUAAAUUCAAACCCAAUUCAAACACUUUUGAAUCCAUUUGCGAAUUAUAACUUUAAGCUGCCGUUUGGUGUUAAGACAACAGCAUUACCGCCGCCAACACCGGCAUACGUGGCACCGGCUUAUAUGGACACACAUUUCUCGGCCUCUAAUGAACAACCCGUCGCUAUUCUGCACCCAAAUAAAAUGCUGACGAUUACGACGACAUCACUAUUGCGAAACAAAUUUAAUGACCACUUGUGGCCCAACAGAUACGGCAAUCCCUUCCGGUAUAUCAUAAAUANUAAGGCACCCAUAACCUAUGAAGUGGAAGCGGAUAACAAUAACAAUAAGGAUACUAUUCUUGUGGAUUCAGGCAAUUAUAAUAAAUAUUUUAAUAAUGGCCUCAAUUCUGGUGAAAGUGAACAGAGAGUGGUGGAAGAGCACAGCCCUUAUGAGGAGAUGCCUUCUGUGGAGUCGUCGUUACCAACACACGAGUCGUUACCAUCUCAUGAAUCCUUGGCUGAACAUGAAACGGAUAUUUCACAGAAAACUUUAUUAUCGGAAACUGACAUAAAUAACAAGAAUCCAGUCACAGAUGGCUUUCAUAUGCCGGCAAUGGAUACACAGUACUCGUGGCGACCCAUCAUCACCACAACGGAUCAGUUGCACAAUAAUAAAGAGUUUUAUGCAAAACCUGUAAACCAUGACUUCAAUCAUAACACAAAUCAAGAUUAUAAUCAUAACAAUAAUGUUUACGCCAAUGAAAACUAUAGACAAAAGAUUGAGGAGUCUGUCAAUGAGAGCAUUGACGACAAGGCUAUGCCUACCAUUACCUCUGAGUCUUAUGGUCCGGGAGUUAAUCCUUAUUCUAUGCCUUUAGUAUCAGAAGGGGCUGACCAUAGCUCGAGUGCUAAUACCCAUAACGAAAAUAUACAACAUGUGCAGAAUAUUCCGCAAUACUAUCAUAAUCAGGAAUACUAUUAUCAGCCAGUUCCUAGCACAGCCGAGGUGCCUAUCCCCACAAAUCAACCAUAUUUUGAAUAUCAAGUCUACCCUUCGGUUAGUGAUAAUAGUAAUGCACCCCACGGUGGGAAUGGUCGGCAUAUUAUUGCGCUGAUGGACGACGAGACUAAGACAGAGCCUAAGGUGGAUCCAACCCGUGAUCCCAAUAUUAUGGUCACAAAAGGGACGGCAUUCCCUAAUCCUAACAAUGAGAUAUAUAUCCGCGAAAUCUCCAAAUUUAUGAAUAACAAGCAAAUGUUGCCCAACGAUGACAAAGCCUCUUACGUGAGGCCAAUAAAAAUCAAUACCAGAAUACCAAGACCAGCGCCAAAGAAGAUUAAAUCUAAGCCCAGAUUGCAAACGAAAAAGAGACCGAAAAGUUACGCUCCAUUUCCUCCCCGUCCACUAAUGCCUCCCGUUAUCGACGGCUUAUAUUUAAAUUCAAACCCAAUUCAAACACUUUUGAAUCCAUUUGCGAAUUAUAACUUUAAGCUGCCGUUUGGUGUUAAGACAACAGCAUUACCGCCGCCAACACCGGCAUACGUGGCACCGGCUUAUAUGGACACACAUUUCUCGGCCUCUAAUGAACAACCCGUCGCUAUUCUGCACCCAAAUAAAAUGCUGACGAUUACGACGACAUCACUAUUGCGAAACAAAUUUAAUGACCACUUGUGGCCCAACAGAUACGGCAAUCCCUUCCGGUAUAUCAUAAAUACAGGCAAUUAUGGCAAUAAUGUCCGACCGAAAGACCCGUUGAAUAAACGUCAUCAGCGGUCAGCGCACAUGAAAUUCAAUUUGAUUGGAUCCAAGUUCUUGAAAAAGAGACGUAAUCUUAAAGACAUGUUUUCCGUG